CCAGCUAAGGCAUCAGUAACAGACAGUUUUCCUACUAGCGAGGAUCACAAGUAGCAGCUUCAUAUUUUUCCAAAAACCUAACAAAAACAAAAAACACACACAAAAUGUCUCUUGAGCGUGCUAUUCGUGCUAAGAUUGCUGGCAAGCGCAAUCCCGAGAUGGACAAAGAAGCUCAGGAAUGGGUUGAAGCUAUUCUUGGUUCAAAAUUCCCUGCCGGUGUUUCCUACGAAGACCAUCUGAGGGACGGUCAGGUAUUGUGCGCUCUGAUCAACAAGCUUGCCCCCAACUCCUCUAUGUCUAAGGGUAAUGAAGAGUAA
Rhagoletis pomonella (apple maggot) is the source of this 317-nucleotide messenger RNA. Its product is annotated as muscle-specific protein 20-like. The coding region runs from base 105 to 317 and encodes 70 amino acids. The record is from RefSeq and is a predicted model, not a curated record. Gene Ontology annotation, molecular function: protein binding. The transcript has 3 exons. NCBI's taxonomy places the organism in Eukaryota, Metazoa, Arthropoda, Insecta, Diptera, Tephritidae.